Messenger RNA from Helobdella robusta, 1131 nucleotides. RefSeq lists its product as hypothetical. The transcript has 7 exons. NCBI's taxonomy places the organism in Eukaryota, Metazoa, Annelida, Clitellata, Rhynchobdellida, Glossiphoniidae. Gene Ontology annotation, molecular function: carbohydrate binding. The record is from RefSeq and is a predicted model, not a curated record. Bases 1 to 1131 code for a protein of 376 amino acids.
AUGCCGAUGUGGUUGAUGAUGAUGAAAGGCCGCGAAAAAUUCACGCGAGAAUUCUGCCAAGACGAGCAUGUGCAGAUCACGUGCACAAGGCCUCAUGACGUCAUCGUCAUUUUAGAGGCCAAGUAUGGAAGGAUGAAAAUAGGAAAAUGUGUAAAAGGAGAUUAUGGUGGUACUGGGUGUGUGAUGGAUGCACUCUUCCACUUGGACCACAUGUGCACGGGCGCCCAGGAGUGCAGAUUCAGGGUUUUCGAUGCCACAACGCUUCGAGAGCGCACUGCCUGCCCUGAAGAUGUUGCUGCUUACAUUGAAGUCACGUACGCCUGCGUCAGAGCUCUAGAGACCGAAUCAAACGAAUGUCUCGUCCACAAACGCAUAACAACGCAAGCGAGAGCAACAACAUCGACACUAUCAACAACAACAUCAACAAAGCACCUAAACAACAACAACAACAUCAUCAACAACAACGACGACGAUGACGAUCGCAUAUACCUCAGCAGUGUACAGACACUGAAGCACAACUUCGCCUCACCGUCAUGCCCAUGGUUAAUAACGACAACCAGAGGGCAGCAAAUCACUUUAUACCUGCGUUACGUCUCGCCAGAAUACCAAGAAAGUACCGAUAAAUACCGAAAACACAAUACCGAUCAUCAAAAAUACCGACACGGUAACUCCUUACAGAAUUCAAAUCGCUUCAAAACCGAUUUCAAACCGAUAUGCUACGAUCUGCUAACGAUCGAAGAUAUCGACCAAAUCAUAACGAACCGGCGAAUGCUUACCAACAUCAUCUUACCAUCAACUAACAACAACAUCAACAGCAUUCGUCACAUCCCUAUUCCAGACCACGUGACCAGGGUGACCACGUGCCACGCAACCGGAGGGGAGGAGAGUGAAUUGUUGAAGUCGAAAUUCAGUAACGUGGUUGUGACCACGGUUGCCAAGCAACAAUUGGAAGGUUUGGGCAGGUUUCUUCUUAGAUACAAAGCAGCGUAUAAAUUGGAAGAAAAAUGUAAAAAAAUUGCCGAAACCAGAAAUCAGGUCUUAAAUUUAAUUCCUAAUGUAGCACGGACAGAGGCACAAAAACGUACUGAGUUAAAAAAAAGAAAGAGCUACGAAGAAAAAAAGGAGAGAUAA